Dovyalis caffra is the source of this 297-nucleotide messenger RNA. The record is from the annotation of a GenBank genome assembly. Lineage: Eukaryota; Viridiplantae; Streptophyta; Magnoliopsida; Malpighiales; Salicaceae.
AUGGGCAGGUGCAAUUACCUAGUCUCAGCAGGCAGUGGCAGAGGAUUUUUGGGAGCAAUUCAAUGGAAGCAUCCCAGGUUCUCGUACAAGGUCCAUUGGGCCCUGAUAGAUCGGCCCGUAAAAGAGAUCCAGUAUGCUAAAAGCUCAAAUACGUAUUCUCAGGAUUGGAGCGAAACAAGGAGUAUGAAAGGGCCAGAGGCUAAUCUAUUGCCAAUACAAAGUAUGAGGGGGCAGAAUCGGCAAGAAAAAACUGGGUUUAUGCAUUCUUCAGAGAAAAGAAGAGCUGGGAUCCGGUAG